Aspergillus sclerotioniger CBS 115572 is the source of this 1007-nucleotide messenger RNA. RefSeq lists its product as uncharacterized. The record is from RefSeq and is a predicted model, not a curated record. The transcript has a single exon. The coding region runs from base 247 to 720 and encodes 157 amino acids. Lineage: Eukaryota; Fungi; Ascomycota; Eurotiomycetes; Eurotiales; Aspergillaceae.
GUUCCCUCCGACUUUCUAAUCCAGCGUCCAUCAUUCCUCCUCAGUAUCACAUUACGCCUGGAUUCUCGUUCUACGGAUAGAUUUCGAAGUUGUAUGUGAAAAUCCUCCAUUCCAAUCCCACUCAAGACCUCAUUGACGACUAACCGCACGCAAGUAUAUACAUCAUCACCACAUACCUACCACCACGGCCGCCAUCAUCUCAAUUAGACACUUCCUCUCUCCUCACGCCAAUUGACAACCCCCACCAUGUUCAAACAACUCGCCUCAAUCGGCCGCUUGGCCCAGAGCACCACCACAGCCACCACCCAAGCUCGAACCCUCUCAUCACUCCCCGCCCGCCGCACCUUCCGCACCAUCGCGCCCCUCCAAGCAACGCAUCAGCAAAAGGGCGAAGAAAUAUCCGGCGACCGAACUGUCCUCGACCCGCAACGAUCCGAGACCUCCCAAACAGGCACGGAUAGCGAGGUCGCCGGCCACAACGCAGCGUUUGAUCCGUCCAAGACGUCGCCUGAGAGCGAGGUCCAGGCGGCGCAGGAGGAGUCAGAGCAGCAGGGGAAAGUGAGUAACCCUUUGGAUGUGAGUCCUGGGAACAAGGAUGUUAGUCAUGCGAGGCCGCCGAUGGAGGGGGGGCCGGAUCAUAAUGUUGAGAAGGAGGGGCCGAGUGCGAGGGGGUGGACGCAGAAGAAUCGGGAGGUGAGGGAUUGGAAGAAGAAGGUUUGAGGUUAGGGAAUUGGAUAUGUGUGGGGGGUUGUGGUAUAUAGACUGUGUGUUUAAUUAAGUUUGGGAAUAGUAUUUCGUGAAGAUGGUUGGGUGUUUGGUUGUGUGUAUGUUAGGUAGCUGGGGAUGUUUAUCUUGGAUAUCGCGGGUUGCGAUUUGUACUGUCCCCCUUUCCAAUGCUAAACAAGUAGGAAACAAUUGUAUUAAACCAUCAUGAUACUAUACACACCCAUGAAACAAACAACAUUAUCCACCAACUAACCACUCCUCACCACACCACUCACUCAUUC